Molecule: messenger RNA, 1329 nt
Organism: Phytophthora nicotianae INRA-310
Lineage: Eukaryota; Oomycota; Peronosporomycetes; Peronosporales; Peronosporaceae
Exons: 4
Coding region: 227-1180 (317 amino acids)
Cellular component (GO): extracellular region
Molecular function (GO): oxidoreductase activity, acting on NAD(P)H
Source: RefSeq, a predicted model, not a curated record
UGUACGACGAAGUAUCCAGCAGCUUCAAUUACGAUGGUGGGCAAGACGCUGAUCGUCGGGGGCGGCUUGACGGGCGCCGCUCUGGCGCGAUUGCUACAGGAGGCCAAGGCGGCAGCGACUUAUGCGUCGGAAGUCGUAGUAUGGGACCGCAACAGUAUCCUCGGAGGGCGCGCAAUGGCCAGGUGAAGCUCUGUUAAGCACACUGUAGGCUGUGACACGAACUGACAUGUGGUUAAGAUCGUUUCCGAAGCAACGAGAGGUCCACGUGGACAUGGGGGCGCAGUAUUGGACGCCGAAGUCCGAUCUAAACGACGACUUCCGCCAAAAGCUGACACAGAGUGGCCGUUUGGUGCCAUUCGCCGAGAACGAGAUCACCCAGGAUCCGUACAAAGGAACAGUCAAGACGCACUUGGUUUCUCCUGAUGGCAAAGGGUUUCGAGCGAUGGUGGAGCACUUAUUGGAGGGGACGGAGACCAAGCUGUCGACGCAUUUGGAGAGCUUCCAGGUACUGGACGAUAAACGCAUCCAAGUUACGACCGACGAAGGCAAAGAGGAGAUUGUGAACGAAUUGGUGUUGACGUGCCCCAUCCCUAAUGUACUGUCAGUUAUCAAGAAGAGCAGCUCGUUCCACGUUGCCCCAGAGAUUCUUCGUGCAUUGGAGAGUGUGACGUACUCGCAACGCUUUGCUGCAGCCUACGUUUUCGACGAAAAAGCGGUUCCGGCAGUACAGGAGUUGGGGUGGACGGCCAAGUACGUCCCUGGAGACGAGAGCGACAUCAUCCGCUUCGUGUGUUGGGACCACCUGAAGAAGAAACAAGAUGAAAACUCCCCGCCGACGCUGAUUGUGCACACCUCGGUGGGGUUUGGGGCCACGUUCAUGGACGACACUCGCCAUAAUGACGAGAUCCUUGCCCUCAUUACCAAGUCGUUACGUGAGGUCUUGCCAUCGCUUCCAGCUGAGCAGGAUGCGCGUCUCCAUCGCUGGCGUAUCUCUCAAGUAACCGUGCCGUAUCACGACCGGAACGGUGCAAUGGGCGAGGAUCCACCAUCAGCUCUCGUGCUUAGCGCCAACCCACGCAUCAUCGUGGCCGGUGACAGCUUUCUCGGCUCAGGUUUUGAUAAUUGCCUGUUGUCUGCCAAGGCGGUUGCCAAUUUGUUGCAAAGCAAAAACGCGCUUUGAUAUGAAGACGAUAAUUGUUACUGUUAAACUGAAGCCAGGUUGCAUGUGUAACAACAAGAAUAAUACAUGUAACAGCAAUAAGAAUACUUGUAGCGAUCACUUUCAGCUGAGAAGGAUGCGUACUACUAAUACAUCAUUUAUGGUACGGC